AUAGCCCAAACCACAUAUGUACGUGGUUCCACGCCGCCGAGGGUUUUGUACUUUAGUGCUUUUCAUUAUUAUUGCUUUUGUGUGCACUUAACAGAGGGAAUAUUGUACUGUUGGACCCAGGGAAAACAACACUGCACAAACAGCUGGAAGAUACUUUGUUGGAAUAUCAUUCCUUCUAUUCCCGGUUAAUGAUGCCUACCAUUCACUCUUAUUGUCUGUUUUGAGUAAACUUCUUCUUGAUGGCCCUUCAUCUCCUUUAUACCAGACGCUUAUAGAGAGCAACAUUGGGUCUGAGUAUACACCAAACACUGGGUAUGAUGCUUCUACCAAUGAAUCAUCCUUUUCGGUAGGCCUACAAGGUGUUAAAAGAGAGGGUAUUGAACUUGUGAAGGAUGCUGUGUGGGACGCACUCAGUAACGUUUCAAGGAAAGGCUUUGAAGAAGAACGAGUUGAGUCUGUUUUGCAUCAGAUUGAGUUACAACUGAAACACCAAACAUCACACUAUGGGCGAUCUCUAAUGAUGGCUCUCAUAUCACCAUGGAUCCAUAAUGGUAAUCCUACGGAUUUUCUUCUAGUGAAAAGGAACAUCAAAAAUAUCAAGGGAGAAUGCAAAGGUUUCUGGGCAGAAUGUGUCAAAAAUCAUUUAAUGAACAACAGCCACCAUCUCACCCUUGUAAUGCAAAUGAAUGAGCUAUACCGGGAAAAUAUGAUGAUAAAAGAGAAAGCUAAGAAUAAGGAAGCCCUUUCAUCUGUCCUUGAUUGUGAACAGCUUUAUAGAAAUGGUAUUAAGCUCAAUCAAGAUCAAGAUCAGUCUCACAGAAAUGUUCACUGUUUACCCUCAUUGCAAGUAUCAGAUGUCAGCCGGUGUUCUCACCCAGUGUGUGUUCAUCAUGAAUUUGCAGGUUCUGUUUGUGUCCAGUAUUCAGAGCAGCCAACAAACAAUAUCACUUACUUUCAAGCUUUGAGUGGGAUCAAUCAUCUUCCAGAAGAGCUAAAAAUUUAUAUUCCACUUUUUGGGGCAGCAAUAACUCAGUUUCGAACGGAAAUGUUUGAUCACCGUCAAUUUUCUGAACUGUGGGAACUACACACCAGUGGAAUCACUGCUGAAGCUUUUACUUCAGCUCAUUACAAAAGUUUGCUCACAUAUGAACAAGGUGUUCUAUUUUCAUCAUACUGUCUAAAUGACAAUGUUUCCUCAAUGUUCAACUUGUGGGAAGAGCUGUUUUGCAGAUAUUUACCGAUCGAUGAGCAAAAGUUGAGGACAAUAAUUAAUAUGGCUGCAAACAAAGCAACUAUGAGUGUGACUGAUGCUGGACACAUGUAUGCCAUGCGAUCUGCUUCUAAUGGUUUGACCCCCGCUGCAAAUUUAUCAGAGAUGUUUUUCGGGUUAACACAGGUUCGGUUUUUGAACGAUGUAAGAGAAAAGAGUGAUCUGUCCGAUGCUGUAAUGAAAUUGAACAAAAUUGCUAAGUUGUUACUGAGUUCCCAAUCGCUCAGAAGAUGUGCAGUCAAUACUACCAGCAACGCAUUACCUAUGGUUUCAGACGAUGUGAAGAGGUUUCUUCUAUCUUUACCUGGAAUUCCUUCAGACGUGUCAACACUAUCUGAGGGCACAGUUUGUGUAAAGACGGAGUACCGGAAGGAUUUUAAAAAUGACUCUCCUGUUAAUUAUGCUGCUAAAUGUUUUAAAACUGCACCUUACAGCCAUGAAGACUCCACAAGGCUUGAAGUACUUUCCAAGCUUCUGACUAUGAAAUACCUUCACAAAGAAAUAAGGGAAAAGGGUGGGGCAUAUGGUGCUGGUGCUAUCUUCCGUGAUGGGAUAUUUUCCUUUUUUUCAUACAGGUUUGUUAAACUUACAGUAACUGUGUCUGCACAUGUCUAUAAUAGGAUCACAAGGAGUCGUGCAUACUUUUAUUUCCCAUUUUAUAGAAUUUUCAUCAGCAUCACACACAUAUUGUAGACAAAAACUGUUCUCUAGAAUCUGUAGAGGUGAGGGAUGGCUGAGACGACCACACCCCUUCAUUCAGCUAUCCUCUUGCUCCCUGUCGGAAGUGAGACCGCGGCCAUGGCGCCACCGACCAGUCAAACGGCACAACGAGUUUCAAAGAGCCAGCCACGACCUUUUUCGAUUGCAAUAGCCGC
Messenger RNA from Geodia barretti, 2145 nucleotides. The record is from the annotation of a GenBank genome assembly. Lineage: Eukaryota; Metazoa; Porifera; Demospongiae; Tetractinellida; Geodiidae.